UAUAACUCCACCUGUGCCAGCAGCUGCAGACCACCAAAUGCUCACAAAACAGACCUGGAGUCAAAUCAGACCUCCUAUCAAUCGGCUACAGCCAUGUAUCUUCCAGCUAGGUACCUGCGUCGUUCAGAUAUGGUGUUGUGGAUGCCCUGCCCUUACGCUCCCGCCUCAGUUCACCUGCGCCUUCCGAAGAAAACAGGUGAGUGGCGCUUGUCGAAUCUACAAUAGUGAGUCUGCUUUGACUACAUUCUACAUCAUCCCCUCAGGGGACAAACCCUGUGACUGUGCGGGUCUUCUACGAGUCCUUGGGCACAGUCCAAUCGAAGGCUGGGUGACACGUAGGCCUGGUCGCAAUUCCAACUAUCCCUGUUGACUCGGGCAGCCAACGACAACUGUGCCCACCAGUCGCCCCAAGCGAGAACUUUGUGCCCAAGGAACUAAGCGGACAAAUACGAGAGGACCACAAGAACAGCAUGUGGCACAAGACUCACCCAAUGCAGACUGGUACACUGCCUUUGUGACGGCUGCCUUGUCGGCCCAGCGGACUGCGGCUCGCUGCCUCUCAGCCGCAGAAGUCGAGUGCAGGCGACUGAAAAUCUCCGAUCAGAGGAUGUUAUUCUCCAUCAACUACCACAGACACCUCCUGUCAACCAGUUUCUAGGAAGAGAGACUCGUGAAGCCAAGAGGCCGACUGGAGCAUUUCAUCAGCGGUAGAGUAUCUAGCCGAAAUUUUCCUCCUGCAAUCCCCUGGAUUUCAUCUCCAGGCGUUAAUCGGGAGAGCCCCUCCUUUGGAAGGCCUCACCGCCAACAAUGCCUGAAAAUCAGGUAUCCGCCGUCGUUCCAGUACCUGCUCAAGGAAAUGUCACUUCAUUCACUCAACAGGGCCAGCUUGACUGGGUAGCGCUCUCCAAAGCACCAUUUUCAGCCUCGAUUUCGAUCCUAAGCCGACUCGCGAACGCGGGCAUCGAUCCAAUUACUGUUGCGUUUGGACAAGCAAUGUGCGGCGCUUUGCCUCUUGGUGUACAUGGAGAAAAGGUCCUCGACGAGGCAGUCAAGAAGCUGACUGCGUUCUCAAGUUUCGGAGAUAUCAUCUGGUUCGGAAUCGGGAUUCGACAUAUCCUCAGAGACUUGGUCCAGACGUCAGAGGGCUCGGCGUUAGUGGCGCUUUGCGGAGCCUUAAGUGAGGCAUACACUCAUGAGAUCUCAGCGUUGGUCAUAGUCGAAAUUGCGAAGCUUUCUGGGAGCCCCGAAGGACUGAGACCUUCGUACACCCAGUGGAAAUCUCUCAUGAAAGUCUGUGGAGUCGUCUUCAAUGAAAGCUCGUUGGGCCUACGACUAGAGCAUUUCAGAAGACUGGGUGGUGUUACAGACUACAGUCCUAGCCACCCCACGGAUCUGGCCCAGGUUAUUCUGGCGAUAGGACGGGUCUCAAGCGGAAGGCUCGACUCUGUGUCUGUCCGUGGAGGAUCAGCUUGCAGCUGGGUUGCCGCUUGGGCAGAGUUUGUCCUCGGUUUACGGGUGCUCGUACGGUCUCAAGAUGGCUCCCUUUUAUACAUCAACUAUGAUACCAGACUGCACAGUGGUCAGGUCAUACUCGAGUUCCAGGGCGAGGGACAGCCUACGGCAAGCUUGGAAUGCGUUGCUCAAACGAUCUUCGUUCGUUCGGGAACUUCAUUCAUUAACGAAUGCUUCGGCAACCAGCAAUCGCGUCUGCCUGACGUGACAUUUUUAGGUGGAAGGCUGGAGUGGGAUUCGAUGCUGUCACAAACUUUCUUCGACGAUUUUUUAGAUUUGGUUGGUGUCGAAGAUACUGACUCCGAGGACAUCGAGAUGCCACCAGAGCCACAAUUACCUAGUCUAUCCGGAGUCACGCAAUACAGAAAUCGCCUCCCCGCGCUCUUUGCAAGGUCAUUCACAUUAGGCUGCGCAAUCCUGGUGUUUCACACCCCUUUAAUCCAACGGUUCGGUGAUCUUCGUUCAUUUCUAGGCUUUAUCCUCGAUCAACUACUAGAAUUGCGCCCUGCGCAGGCACGACUCUUCCGGGAGUCUACGGUCCUUGAGGAAACUGGACUAUCCACAUUCGCAGGGCUCAAAUACGAAUAUUCGACAUCUUUGAGCCCCAUUUGCCUGGCAUGUUCUUGCUAUUUAUGCCUUAAAAAUGAGCCUAAGCCAAGAUCAAGGACUACCAGAAAGAAGAGACAGUGGUGCAUGAUAGGAAUCACAGAGGUCAGUCUUCGAUUAGCCUUUCUUCUGUCAAACCUGGUCUUGAACUCUCCACUGCGUCCAAAAGGUGUCGCUUUGAUGAACAUGUACGAGAACUGGCGCAAUUUGAGGGACAGCAUUUUCACUUUCGACCAUGACAUGACUAGAUGGGAUCUCCUGGCCAUCGGACCGAGACUAGCAGCGUAUGCGAACCUCUUUACUGGAUCGACUCUACAAAAUAAAAGUUCAACUCAAAAAAGUGCGAUCAAUGACGGAAAGAUUUAUCUCUACGUCAAAACCCUAGAAAAGCUGACAGACUGCGCUGAGCAAGCCAUGAUUGUCCACGUUGGAUCAGGGUCCAUCGAGUACGAUUCGCGGCCUUAUGAUGCAGUGUAUGACCUUUCAUCCAGAUCAGAAAGACAGCAAUACUAUGCAGCAAGGCGUACCACAGUUGUCGACGGCAUUGACAAGCUUGAUCAAGACACUUCAACAGUUCCACUAAGCCUCAAGGCGUUUGCGGAAGAAAAGGCCGACACCUUGUCGUUCUGGUACCAAGUCAGUUCAAAUUCAGGUACGGUCACGAUAUCGCCGGCGAAUCUCUUGCAGAUGUUAGUGGGUGCAACACGGUAUCUCAAUGGGGACUUCUUACAGACCGAAUCAGACUCCAAAGAAGGACUUUUGCUGCUUCAGAGCUCACAAUAUAUCCUGGUGGAAGGCGAAGGCGGCGUGGAAUAUUCUGAGAACUGUCAUUUACUUCGACCGCACAAGUCCAACCAGGUGGCCCGGUGUGUUGCUCUCUGCAGAUCGGAACAGAAAGUGGUCCUCGUCAAAAACCAAGCGCAACUAAUAGCAUUUGCAAAGUUUUUCGCCCACGCCAGGGCGAAAAAGCCUUCUACUCCUUACUAUGCCAUCGUGUCUUGAAGGCACAUCCUGGACCCGUCGGCCAACGCGGCUCAUCCCGAAGUCUCAUGGUGAUAAGAGUGGUAGGGACGGAUGGAGAAGCUCGAUUAUGAACUGACGGGGAGGGAAUGUCAUUGGUAGGGUAACAGAGAGGUGGAAGACUUGGCUGGAGUUUACUUCGAAUAACUCAAGUGCGUCUUUCUCAGAUGUUAUCUUGGGUAUUCCGUAGUACUCUCAUGGUCAUAUUAGUGCUUUCGACGUGAUGGUCCAGCGGUAGGCGGGCAUAUUUGUGACGUCUCACCGUGGAUACUCUAGGGGCUAUUUGGCGGCUU
Cladophialophora immunda is the source of this 3431-nucleotide messenger RNA. RefSeq lists its product as uncharacterized. The record is from RefSeq and is a predicted model, not a curated record. The coding region runs from base 808 to 3120 and encodes 770 amino acids. Lineage: Eukaryota; Fungi; Ascomycota; Eurotiomycetes; Chaetothyriales; Herpotrichiellaceae. The transcript has a single exon.